Macrosteles quadrilineatus (aster leafhopper) is the source of this 1368-nucleotide messenger RNA. RefSeq names its product lysosomal aspartic protease-like. The record is from RefSeq and is a predicted model, not a curated record. Gene Ontology annotation, biological process: proteolysis. Bases 47 to 1306 code for a protein of 419 amino acids. Gene Ontology annotation, molecular function: aspartic-type endopeptidase activity. The transcript is spliced from 9 exons. NCBI's taxonomy places the organism in Eukaryota, Metazoa, Arthropoda, Insecta, Hemiptera, Cicadellidae.
CUGGGUAUUGAUCAGUACUCUCAACAAUUCGUUCAGUGUCAGUGCCAUGGAUUUAGUAUGGAGAAUAAUAUUUAUCGCAUUACUAGCUGCCAUUUCUGGGUCUUCAGUUCUAAAGAACGAUACAAAAGUCUUCUCUGUAGGUCUAAGAAGAGUGAAGCAAAAUCUUGUAGAUCUGCGAAAAUCACUUAAGGCGAUUUCCAACUCCUUAAAGGAUAAACAGAACGUUACUCUUCAAGACUUUUAUGAUAUGUACUACUGCGGAGAUAUUACUAUCGGCACUCCACCACAACAGUUCACGGUCCAGUUCGACACGGGAUCAGCUGAUCUAUGGGUGCCCUCUCUUCAGUUUUGUGCUACCAACUCCUCCUUCUGUUCGCAUCAUAACGUCUACAACCAUAACGGCAGUGUGACCUACAUCCGAGUGGGAACAAACUUCUCUAUCCAAUAUGGCAAAGGGUCAACAUCAGGCUUUGUGUCUAAGGAUACCGUUAGAGUGAUGGACACUUCAAUAACCAACCAAUUGUUUGGGGAGUCAACUAAGAUUUCCAGCGAAUUCUUCCCCUCCAAGUUCGAUGGUAUCUUUGGCCUAGCUUAUCCCAAGCUGUCCAAGAUAAAAACAGAUCCUCCAUUUGUUACUAUGAUGAAGAGUGGGGUGCUAGACCAGCCGGUAUUCGCUUUCUACCUAAACAGAUUUUCUGACAUGGGUGACGACGGCGAACUAGUCUUUGGUGGGAUUAACCCAGCCAGAUACACCCCUCCAUUUACAUACACUCCUGUCAUAGACCAAUCAUACUGGCUCAUAAAAGUUGAUGGGUUGAUCGUAGACUCAACGCCAUUCACUACGGCUUUUGCAGCAACUCCUGACUCUGGGACUAGUUUGAUCCUUGGACCCUCUGACGUUAUGACAGCCUUAAACACAGCGAUGGGCGCUCAGUACGACCGGGGCAGUGGCCUAUACAUUGUUAACUGCAAUUCAUUAUCAAGUAUGCCAGUUGUGUCAUUCAACAUAAGCGGAACAUUUCUAAACCUCAACCCAGCAGACUACGUUAUAGUGAUCGAGCAGAGCAACGAACGGGUGUGCAUCAGUGGCUUCGCUGGUAGUCUUGACCUUCCUCUGUUUGUUCUGGGGGAUGUGUUCAUGAGGAAGUACUACACGGUGUUUGACAUGGGACAAAACCAGGUGGGCUUCGCCCUGGCGGUGCAUAGCGAUAACUCCUCCACAGCAAUGAUCAGCAGCGUCAGCACACUCACGGUGUGCGUCAGCAUGGUGUUCAUGUUAUACAAAUCUAAAAUUGUUUUGGAUUAAAGGAUGUGAACAAUGAUAAAAAAGUUUUCAUGGUAUGGUAAUAUGAUUUUUUUUAUAAAGUC